Messenger RNA from Acanthoscelides obtectus, 1110 nucleotides. The record is from the annotation of a GenBank genome assembly. NCBI's taxonomy places the organism in Eukaryota, Metazoa, Arthropoda, Insecta, Coleoptera, Chrysomelidae.
CCAUGCCAUCCCAGUAAGGGAGGACGACUAUUCGCAAAAAUAUUAACGUCUACAGGGAUAGCAGAAGGGAACACUGAUCUUCAAGUACUGCAAACUCAUAACAAGAGCAGUGCUAAAUUGUUACGGGACGUGCUACCAAUAUAACUGUUCGAAAAAUGGCUACUAGAAUCAGCAUUUAUAUCAAACAAGCCUAGAAGCAGAUAUUAAAGGAGACACAUCUGGAACACUAAGAAAACUUCUAGUAGCUAUGUCAACAGGGCACAGAGAUGAGUCUGAUGUAGUAGAUCCCGAAGCGGCUUUCAAAGAUGCUCAAAGCUUACUUCAAGCCGGAGAACUGUUGUUCGCAGGAACAGAAGAGUCUGUAUUCAACUGUAUAUUAUGCCAAAGGAAUAAAAAACAACUCAGAUGCAUUUUUGACAAGUACGAAGAAAACGUCGGCCACCCAAUAGAGAAAGCAAUCCAAAACGAAUUUUCUGGAGCAGCCAAAGAUGCCAUGUUGCAACUCAUCCACUGCAUCAGAGACAAAACGGACUACCUGGUGACAAGGCUGCAUGACUCCAUGGCCGGUAUUGGUACGGAUGACAGGACGCUGAUAAGGAUCGUCGUGUCAAGAUCUGAGAUUGAUUUGGUGGAGAUCAAGCAGGCUUACGAACUAAAGUAUGGGAAGAGCUUGGCUGAUGCUAUUUCGAAAGAUACAUCUGGGGACUACAAAAAAGCUUUGCUUUCCAUCGUGGGUUAAUGAAUCAUGAGUCAUACAUAUUUACUUCUUCUUCAUGCUUUUCUGUUUUGUGGUUAUUCUAUUUUUCAUCACUUAAGUGUGCUUAUCGAUAUCUCUACUCUGUUAGCUUUAAAUGUGUUAUACCUUUACGCUUUAUGUGCUCAAUAUUCGUUGUACAGAAUAAGUUUCCUUUUUUAUUUAACUGAAACUGCAUUACUUUAAUCAGUUUUUGUUUUCAUGUUCUUCAAUGGUUUCAGGACGAUGUGUCCGAUGACUACAAAAAAGCACUUCUAGGUCUUAUCGGAGAUUGAAGAAUUUAGGUUAUGUAGAUAUUAUCAUGCAUCAUGAGUACUACUGACCACAUACUUCAUUGUGAACAAAUUAUAAAUAAA